UGUCUGGUCACAGAGAGGUUAUGAACAUACGUAACGGUCAAGUCCGCCAUUUUUAUGUCAAAAUUACACUUCCUCCCUGAAACAUGUAUUCCUGCCAUAAAAACUCCUAUUUGCAAGGCAACUAUCCGGAAAUCAAGGCGGGACUUAUCAACCGUUGUGUACAUAAAGCAUGGGGUGAAAUUUCGCAUAUAGACGAGCACGACCUGAAUCCGCCCCUAAAGCGACUCACCUCCGAACAACCGCAACUCCUGGUUAACAACGUUGACGUCACCAGAAGACCGGAAGGGUUCGGGAGAUGGGCUCUGCCGAAACUCAGAAGAGAGUUACAUCAUAAAGACAUUAAUGUCGUCAUAGCAGCAUUGACCAGCAUAUCAGAUAUGGUACAUAAUCCCGAGAGAUGCUUCGAAGGAAUAAGGCUUAAAGUUAUCGACAGAUUGGCGGACCUUCUGGUGCACGAAAUGCCCGCCAUAAGAGAGAGAACCGCAUAUACUUUAAAAGUGUUCGCUGGAGUGGCACUCGGGAGGCAAGCGAUCGUCGACAACCAAACACUCCUCAUAAACUUACUGGAUAAAGUGGAGGAUGACGUAGCGGAAGUGAGAAUCCAGGUGGCAGCCUGCUUGGAGAUGAUCUCCAGGUUCUGGUUAACUGCUGACGUACUGGUGGACUCGGGCUUCAUCCAAGUCCUCCUAACGAACCUGAACGACUCGCCUGAAAUUGUGGCAACUCACUUGGACACCUUGGACAACAUGCUCUACUGCAACGGCAGGAAAAUCGCCAUAGACGAAGACGCUUUUGGGAUACUCGUUAAACUGUUUGAGACCACCGAUACAGCAGUCUUAACUAGAGCCUGCAGAGUUUUAGUGAGACUAUGCGAGCUCAAAGAGGGAAGGAAACUGGCAAGACACUUUCAAAUAUUACAGGUGCUCAAUAAGUUACUGCAUAACGAAAUAGAAGAAGUGUACGAAGCUGCGGCAGAGGCCAUAAUGUUCUGCACGAUCAAGAGUGCCGAGAAGAUUUCUGCUAGUAAAUUAACCGAUAUGCCCAAGAGGCUUGUGGAGCUUUCCAUCAAUAGGACAACGCGCAGGACCCAGUUGUUUACUAUAAAGGCCUUAACGUCGAUUUGUGAGCACCCCCUGGUGAGGCAAGAAGUGAGAGAAAAGUAUUAUAAUGCCGUUAAGUCGAUACAAGUGAGAGACGACAUACCUGAGAUCAAGGACUGCAAGAAUAUCUUGAUGACUCUGCUGGCCUGGGUGCCGCAAAGCAAGGAUUAAGAAUACGUUCAAAAUUAUAAGAAUUCUUUGUAAUAUAUCUCAGUAAUUUCGGA
This is a messenger RNA of Anthonomus grandis grandis, 1324 nucleotides long. Its product is annotated as radial spoke head 14 homolog. Bases 84 to 1271 code for a protein of 395 amino acids. The transcript is spliced from 8 exons. Lineage: Eukaryota; Metazoa; Arthropoda; Insecta; Coleoptera; Curculionidae. The record is from RefSeq and is a predicted model, not a curated record.